GAGGCCGAACACGUGAAAGGUUUCUCAAAAUCUUUUGUUUCCUUUUUUUUUCGCGUUUAAAAUCCCCUAAUUUCUUUCUCCCUCCCCCCCAUAGUUUGAAAUGGCUCGUAUUUCGUCUGAUGCGUGUGAAAAUGAUGAAAGUGAUGUGAAUGGAGCCUCAGAGAUGAUGGACCUGCUUCAGAUGGACUUUGAUCCUGAAGCAGUGAAAGAGAGAGAAGAAACACUGCUCUCAAGGAACGCGCUGAGAAAGCAGCAGCGCUGGGAGAAGUGUUUGGCUGCCAAGAAGAGCCGCAGAAAAGAAGAGAAGCAUAGGAGGAAGCUGCAGCGCCAUCAGCCACCAGCCGCUGCACACGCCAUGGAGAGUCCUCACUUUACCAAACGGGUGACGAAGGCGAUGGCUAAGGAGCGUUUGGCCGAAGCUCAGUCCACCGGGGUUCAAGUCUGUGUUGACCUGGGCAUGGCAGACUGCAUGUCUGACAAGGAGGUGAGCCGGCUGGCCGGUCAGCUCAGGAGGCUGUACGGCUCCAACAGGAAGGCCACUCGGCCUUUUCACCUGAUCCUAAGCGACCUGAGAAAGGACAGUCGACUCUACAGAGAGUGCCUUCGAAUGAACGACGGCUUCAUGGACUACGUGAUGGAGGUAACAGAUCAGAGUUGUCUGGACCUGUUUCCUCUUCAGACCCUCGUCUACCUCAGUCCAGACGCUGAAGAAGUCUUAGAAACUGUAAAUCACGACAAAGUCUACGUGCUCGGCGGCCUUGUGGAUGAGAGCAUCCAGGAGAAGCUGAGUUUGUCGAGGGCCGGAGAGCUGGGCGUGGCCUCGGCCAGGCUGCCCAUCGAUGAGUACAUGGUGAAGAAAAACAACAGCAAGAACUUCCACUCCAAAGUCCUGGCGGUGAAUCAGGUCUUCGACAUCCUGUUGACCUUCUGUGAGAGCGGCAGCUGGACAAGAGCCCUGCAGGCGGGCGUUCCCCUGGGAAAAGGUUACAUCGUGGCACCAGGUGCUUUGAGAACGCCUGAUGUGACAGAUUGACAGCACGGGAAUGGCUUCAUCGCUCAGGUGUCACGCCUUCAUGCCGGUGCACUUUUCAGUCACUGCUUGGUUGUUGUUUUUGGUGUCUGCGUGGUGAACUCAACUGGAAAGUAUAACAUGGUUUGAUUUUAUCGCCAUGCAGCUCAUGUUCCAUGUAAUAGGUGUUCUGAAAACUCAGUACUCCUCUCGCCAAACAAGCACUCAGAUUUGUUGCGGCUGCAGAGAUUUAUUGAGGUCAGAGCAGGACAGUGUAUUUAAACGCCAUGAAAGACUUCCAACAGGACAGGAAACUCAACAUUUCAAUUCAAUUCAAGUUUAUUGAUAUAGCACAUUUAAACACAGCUGCAGCUGACCAAAGUGCUUCACAAUAACAGCAAAACAAUAACUGUAAAAUAUUAACAAAGGAAAAGAAUAACAAAUCUAAAAAUAGCAGAGCAAAGCGUACACCACUUAGCCAGUGUUGAAAGCCAGGGAGAUGAGUUUUCAGUCUGGACUUAAACUGUCCCACAGACUCUGAGGACCUGACAGUCAGUGUAAGAUUGUUCCGGAGUCGUGGCACUGCCACAGAAAAGGCUCUAUCACCUCUGGAUUUAAGCCUGGCUUUAGGAACAGCCAGGAGAAGCUGGUGACCUUAGAGCCCUAUGUGGAGUGUACGGCUGCAAGAGCUCACUCAGAUACAUCGGGCCUAUACAGUGCAGACACUUAAAAACAAUCAUCAAAACUUUAUAUUUAACACGAAUGCCGACAGGGUGCCAGUGUAAGGUGCAGAGCACAGGGGCGAUGUGCUCAUGCUUUGUUUAAUCAAAAGGCGGGCUGCAGCAUUCUGUACACUCUGCCGGGAGCGCUGGUCCAACCAACGUACAGAGCAUUACAACAAUCCAGACAUGAUGUUAUACAUGCAUGGAGAGCUCUUUCAAAAUCAACUCGAGUAAAAUACAAUUUAAUUUUAGAGAGAGUCCUCAGCUGAAAGAAGCUGGCCCUGAUGACAGAGCUGAUGUGCUUAUCAAAUCUGAACAAUGGGUCAACUAUCACCCCUAGAUUUUUUUACAAAAGGGCGGCAGAAAGUGGACAGAGGACCAAUAACACUGUCUUGUCCUUGUAGAGGGUCACUUUGCCUGAACACUAAAAUCUCAGUUUUAUUACAUUUAGUGUUAAAACAUUUUUAUACAAACAUUCUGAUGUAUAUAUUUUUCUAGUAAUAAUAUAAAUGAAUGAGGAUGUUAAAGGGGUCAUUUUAUACAACAUUUCAUCACACUCAUACGGGUCACCGGGUCUCUGGAAAACAGUUGUAGGU
Molecule: messenger RNA, 2327 nt
Organism: Thalassophryne amazonica
Lineage: Eukaryota; Metazoa; Chordata; Actinopteri; Batrachoidiformes; Batrachoididae
Gene: trmt10b
Product: tRNA methyltransferase 10B
Exons: 8
Coding region: 101-1033 (310 amino acids)
Biological process (GO): tRNA N1-guanine methylation
Cellular component (GO): nucleus; nucleoplasm
Molecular function (GO): tRNA binding
Source: RefSeq, a predicted model, not a curated record